CUGCCUUCCUUCCCUCCUACUUCCUCCCUCAACCCCAUGUGCCGCUGGAGGGGAGGCAUGUGUGAGUGAGAGAGUGUGUGUGUGUUAAUGAAAGGUAUUGAGAGGGGAUCACGGGGGAGUUCAGGGUGUUUGGGAGCAGAGAGAAGGAUGAUGGCUUGACCUUUUGGAAAGCAUCUCAACCUUUAAAAACCUGGAGAACAUGGAAGCCAAAAAGGUCCUCCAUUUUGUGCCAUCUGAGGCUCCAUCCAACCGGGGAUCCAAGAAUGGAUAUGUUUUCCAAGAGAUGGAGCUGCAGGACGGGGAACAGGAGGAUUGUGGGCAAGAUUCACCCGCCGCUCACAGGGAACACAACUAUGACAAACAGAUCCAGACCGGCGUUUCAGAUGCUGAAUGUCCUGGGUUUGGGCUUUUGAACACAACAAGAAAAUAUGUGAAGCCAAUGAACUUCCAGGAGGAAGUGCGCGCCCACAGAGACCUGGACAGCUUCCUGGCCCAGGCGAGCAUCCUUUUGGAUGAGCGAGCUGCCACUCUGGAUGAGGUCCUGAGGCGAAUGCUGACUCAGGUGGAGGACAGCGACGGGAGCUGCGAUGCGGACGAGGUCAUGAACUCGUUGUUCACGGACGCGGGAGGAAAAGAGUUUACCGUUCACCUCCUGUCAGAGACCAUUCAGGGCGUGACCGCGACUUCCACUGGCGUUCAUUACCAGCAGUCCUGGCUUUGUAUUCUCUCCAAUGUGAGGAACCUGCAGAGACGUCAUGUCUGCAUCGCCCGCCUGGAGAGGCCACAGAACUGGGGGGUCAACUGCUGCGAGGCCCGAUACGUCAUCCUCAUCCUGGCCCCUCCUCGAACGAAAAGCACCAAGACGGCCGUUGAGCUCGGAAGAACAUUUGCCACGAUGUUCUCGGACAUUUCCUUCAGGCAGAAGCUUCUGGAGGCCAAAACCCAGGAGGAGUUUAAGCAGGAGCUGGUCAACCAGCGACAGCGGCUCUCUGUGGUCACUGAGAAGUCGGUCGUGGAGGAAGUGGAGGACUCGGAUCCACGCAGAGGGAAAUCACUUCAGUGCAAAGAUUUCUUUAAGGCCGGUAAAGGUGUUUACGACGACCUCCGUCGAAGACUCCCCCUCUACCCCUCAGACUUCACAGACGGUAUGACUGGGAAGGACCGCUGUCUGCUGAAGUACACGACCACGGCUAUCUUCCUCUACAUUGCUAUUCUACUGCCUGCUAUCGCCUUCGGCUCGCUGAACGACGAGAGCACGAGAGGACAGAUCGAUGUUCAGAAGACCAUCGUUGGCCAGAGCAUCGGAGGAGUGAUCUACUCUUUGUUCGCUGGCUCGCCGCUCGUCAUUCCACUGACCACCGCGCCACUGGCCAUCUUCAUAAGCGUCAUCAGGGGAAUCUGCGACGACUACAAUCUGGACUUCAACGCUUUCUACGCCUGCAUCGGCUUAUGGAACAGUCUGUUCCUCAUCCUCGGAGGCUUGUUCAACGUCAGCCUGUUUAUGAAACUCUUCAAACGCUCAACCGAAGAAGUCAUCGCAUUGUUCAUCUCUAUAGCGUUUGUCGGGGAUGCGGUGAAAGGCACCGUCAAAAUUUUUCAUCACUUCUACCACGGGCCCACUCUGGCCACAAACGCCACAGUGGUGCUUCAGCAGCUUAACGAGCUUCUCGAGCAGGUGAAGAACCAGACGAUGGAGCAUAGUAAUGAGACGGUGCCCAUCUUCCUGCCCGAGUCUCUGGUGGUGACAACAAGAGAAAGGCCGGUCCUCUGUCUGCUGCUCAUGUUGGGGACUUUGUGGCUGGGUUACUCCCUCUACCUCAUCAAGAGGAGCCCGUAUCUGAAUGGCAAAAUCAGGGAGGUGGUGUCUGACUGUGCUUUGCCGAUCUCUGUGGUGGUAUGCUCCUUCAUUGGCUCCUACCUUUUCCUUGACAUACAGCUUCCUAUGUUCAGUGUCCACGGUGGCCCCAUCUUCAAGUUCCCUCAAUUUGAUAAGCUGUCAGGAAUGAACAUGCUGAGCGCGGCUGGUCUGGGUUUCCUCCUCGCUUUGCUCAUCUUCAUUGACCAGAACAUCGUCAUCUCACUCACACACGUACCAGAACACAAGUUGCUAAAAGGCACGGCGUUCCACUGGGACUUAAUGCUGACUGGGUUCAUCAACAUCCUCAUGUCCUGUCUGGGGUUGCCAUGGAUGCACGCUGCCUUCCCACAUUCCUCCCUUCACGCCCGUCAGCUGGCCAAAGUGGAACAGCACGUAGAGAACGGACACCUCUACACGACUAUUGUCAGUGUGAAGGAGACUCGUCUGACCUCGCUCGUAGCCAACAUCCUGAUCGGCCUGUCGGCGUUCAUGCUGCCCAUCCCUCUGCAGUGGAUCCCAAAGCCCGUCCUCUACGGCCUCUUCCUCUACAUCGCAGCCACUUCGCUUGAUGGGAACCAGAUGGUGGACCGCAUGGCCCUGCUGUUGAAGGAACAGACCUCCUACCCUCCCACUCACUACAUUCGCCGUGUGCCUCAGAGGAAGGUCCACUCCUUCACAGCACUGCAGAUGAUCCAGCUGAUCAUCCUGUGUGCAUUUGGGAUGUAUCCUCUGCCCUACAUGAAGAUGGUCUUCCCCCUGAUGAUGAUCCUGCUGGUCCCUGUCAGGAUCAGCCUGCUUCCCAAAAUCAUCGACGCCAAGUACCUGGAUAUCAUGGACGCCCAGCACAUGUAGAACGAUAGCGCACGCCCUAUGAAAGGAUUCACUUUCUCCAGUUGGAGAGAGAAACGGACUCGGAACUCAAUGGAUGUGUUGCCAUCUAACCUAAAUGCAUUUGGACUUCAAUACGUGGACGCGAGCACUCUGCUGGUGACUGGACGAUCAUUUACACCCCCAGACGCUUUCUCAUUGCUCAUCACACAUUUACCAUCAGUGUGGCCGAUUUCCUUUUAAAUAUGUAACAUUGCUGCAUCUUUAUUUCACUUAAUAUAGGCACGAAGGAGUUUCUUCUGAUGCGCUUUCAAACGCAUAAUAUUGUGUCGGAGAGCUGCUUGGUCCGCGUCCUACUCGGGGUUGAAGUGCGAUGUGUAUGAGAGGACUUCUGCGUUUUACCCCCGGAGAAAAUCCAUCGUCAUUUACCGAAGUGAAAAACGAUUUUUUUCAAAUGUUAAAACAUGCAGAAGGAAGUGUCGCCUCACGUGGAUAGUUUUUAAAUCAACACCAAACACUGAAGUCGGAUAUCACAAGAUGUGUGUUUCAGAUGUGAAAAACGUCCGUUUUCAUUCUGAGGAGACAUGAGAAGAGAUGUGUUGUGUUCAUGUCAAGGUAAUUUGUUCUGUGCAUAAUAAUGUUCGGAUUAAAUCAAAACUGUUGUUAUACGAAAUAUACCCCUUUAAAAGAACUGAAAUAAAAGUUUUCAUUAUACUGA
Messenger RNA from Cyclopterus lumpus (lumpfish), 3404 nucleotides. Its product is annotated as sodium bicarbonate transporter-like protein 11. NCBI's taxonomy places the organism in Eukaryota, Metazoa, Chordata, Actinopteri, Perciformes, Cyclopteridae. The record is from RefSeq and is a predicted model, not a curated record. Gene Ontology annotation, biological process: transmembrane transport; monoatomic ion homeostasis; monoatomic anion transport. The transcript has 20 exons. Gene Ontology annotation, cellular component: basolateral plasma membrane; plasma membrane. Bases 200 to 2710 code for a protein of 836 amino acids. Gene Ontology annotation, molecular function: solute:inorganic anion antiporter activity.